UAUCUCUAAAUAGAGGAAAAGUGAUUUUUUAAAAAGUUGACUUUGAAAAAAAGUGCAAAGAAUAUGAACAGGCAAUUCACAGAAGAAAUACUAAUGACCAAUAAAUGUAUGAAGAGAUCCCCACCCUCACUAAUCAUGGAAAUGCAAAAUAAGACAACAGUGAGACCUAAUUUUUUAUUCAUCAAAUUGGCAAAAAUGUAAGACAAUAUUCAGUGCUGACAGUGCAUUCUUGUUGAACAUCUGAAUCUCAACUGUAUUUCUGGAAAGCAAUGUGAUUAUACAUAUAGAAAAAAAUUACUGUUCAUAUUCUUUGAUCCAGUAAUCCAACUUAAUUUGGAAAAAAAAAUCUGAAAAAAUAGGCUUUAGUGUCUCCCUAUGUCUCUUCCCUCUUUACUCCUUUCUUCUCUCCAGUAUACCUCACUUAAUUAACUGUCUCACUUCCAUGCCAGCUGGACUCUCAGGCCCAAGCCUUCUUCCACCUCACUCUAGCCAACUUGAGCUAGUACUGGGAAUGUGGAGAUGGUCUUGGAGCCCUGGAAAGCCUUGUCUAGGAGUCCCCAUGUGCUUUCAGGAACGUGAGGCCAAGGACAUCACUGGAGUCAACAUUUCCUGCAAGUUCCUGUGUCUGCUGACAAUGUAUAGGACACUGAUGGCAACUGGCAGAGGCUCCUUGGCCCUGGCCAUUCUGCUGGCAACUAUGGACAUCCAGCUUGGUGGGUGCAUCCACAUCCACAGCUCAAUGUACCAGAAAGGGAAACAACUAAGCCUGACCUGUACUUUGUGGUAUAAGACAGAAGAGGCUGAGGGGGUUAUAGUGUUUUUGUGCAAGGACAGGUCUUCAGACUGUUCCCCUGAGACCAGCUUGAAGCAACUGAGACUUAAACGGGACCCUGGGAGAGAUGGUGUCAGUGAAGUAUCAUCUCAUUUGGUGUUCACCAUAAACCAAGCCACACCAUCAGACAGUGGGACCUACCAGUGUUGUGCCAGAAGCCAGAAGCCAGAUAUCCACCUUCAGGGUCACUUUUUUUCUGUUUCAGUCACAGAGACAGGGAACUACACAGAGGAAGGACUGAAACAUACAGGACAGCCCGAGUUCAAUCACAAUAAAGGCACUCUCAGUUCAGGCUUCCUGCAAGAAAAAGUCUGGGUGAUGCUGGUCACCAGCCUAGUGGCCCUUCAAGGUACGUUCAGAAGACACUUAAGCACCCCAGGCAAUGAGGCUACUACACCUCUGUCAUCUUGAUUAUCCUUCAGGAAGAGAGGGGUAGAAUGGAGGCCUGGAGUGGGAGACUGAAGUGCUGUUCGAGCCCUGGCUGUCUACAGGAAAACAUUAAAUCAACAUGAGGGCAGGGCUGGUCCAAAGGGAUUUGAGAAUUUAUACUAACUAGAGGAAGAUGGAUGAAACACAUUUCUACUGGAUAUGGAGGUUAGACCUAUUAGGAAAGAAAGCUUUUAGAAGAGGCAAAUAAAUACAGCUGCCUCUACUCACUGGGUAACAGAUGUUUGCCUAUUACAUGAAGAUGAACAAGGCAAGAGACAAAGUCUGGAGGUGGGUUUUAAAAAUGCAACUCCUGGGCAAAGGGUGAUGGUCAGAUUGAGUAGAAACACUUGUAGGUGAGUCCUCUGAGUAUUAAUAUAGAUCAUGGUUUUCCCUAAUAGAUAACAAAGAGAUUGAACUUACAAUGAUUUGCCACUACAUUUUUGCAUAAUCAGUAACUAAUGCAGCUUUUUACCUGUCCUUGGUAUUAAUUCCAUUUUUUAAGCUUUCCUCUAAUCAAUAACCACCACUGUUUGCAUGCCACCAGAAUGUAAGCUCUAUAAAUGCAGGGGCUUUGUCUCAUUUACCCCAACAGGCACAUAGUAAGUUCUUUUAAGCUCUUAAUAAAUUUAUUAUAGAAUUUGUAUGAUGGGCUAGGUUUUACAUAUGGUGAUUCUAACCCUAUAUAAUCCUUCCAGAGAAACAUUCCUGAUUACUCAUCAGGAAACAAGCACAAAGAGCUUACAUGCUGCUCCAGUUCACAGGAAAUAACACAGGACCUUCUCACUCCAAACUGUCUGCUCUCAGUAAUUACCUACUAUCUGCUAAGUACCCUUUCUUUCAACCUCUUCACUACCCUCCCCAUGAGAUUGCUUCCUCCCCUUUCCAGAAACAGGACCACCUGACACUCCCUUAUUGCAGCCUCUUUCUUAACUGCAAACAAUCAAAAGAAAACAGACCUUAUUUGUGAUCCUUGGCAAAACCUGCCACAUGUAAGCCUAUAAUAGUUGUCAGGAGGAAACUGGUUAAUACCAAGCAGUCUGACCCUUUAGACCUAAUUAUUUAUUGAAUCUAAAUUCCCUCAGAUGGUUAGCUACUCUGUUAGAAAAAUAAAUUGUAUUUCUUCAUAGAGAAAUAACAACUCUGAAAAGGAAAUUGAGUCUAACCAUGCAAUCUGACCACUUACUACCUGACUCCCAAGUUAUGCGAGAGCAAAAAAAAUUCCUCAGCUCUUUCCCCUUUCCAAUCAGGUGAAGAGAAUGAACUUUUGAUAGUUGAUGCUUUUUAUCCUUCUCCCCCCAACUCCAGGCUUAGCAGAACUAUGAAAGAGGUAAUGUUCAGUAGAACAAAAGGUGACACAUUUUGUCAGGCACAAAGAGAUCACGUAGAUCAAGUUAUGAUGCUUACAGGUGAUCAAAAGGAUGAGGGAGUUUCCUGGUUCUCUGGGCUUCCCUCAGCUCAUGAAAGCACCUUGAGUGAGUACCCUUGUCCUAUCACUGUGUCAGCCUCCAGUGCUACACAUGGAAAAUCUACCUGGAAUGUUUUGGAUGGCAUCUCUUUCUUGUUUGAUUGUCCUACCUUCCCACAAGAAGACAACAAAGGUUGGCUUCCCUUCCUCCCCUCUUCCACCAGGACCAGUCAGAUUUGCUAGAGGUCACAACUGCAACUUUAGCAGUAAGAUACAACUCAUACAACCCCUUCCUUUUCCCCAUUCCCUCCCUAGUCAUCAGGGUCAAAUGACGAAUUACAUCAGGUAUCUAAAUUGUAUGGCAGUAAUACAACUUUCCUUUUUCUUUCUACAGCUUUUGUAAGCCUUGUGCCAGAACUUUAAAGAAAAGUUACAGCAAGAUAAACUUGACUCUUUAGCUUGCUACCUUUCACAUUACAACAUACACAGAGAAGAAAACAGCACAGAGGAAGAGAUGCUAAAUAUGCCAAGAAUCUGGGGAAUAUAAGGUGGGACAAAUGAAUGUAUUCCUUGAACUCUCCUUCUCACUGCCACAGCAAGCCUGUCCUUCUCACCUCUGUCACCAGUUGGGGAAAAAACAAACAAACAAACAAACCUGCUUUUCACAAAAGUGGCUGGUGGACAGUUCUCAUUCAAAUAUUGGAUAAGUAUGUGUUUUUGUACCCAAGAAAAAGUUUUCCCCCUCCUCCCCCACACAGUAAAAUAAAGCCAAACAAAAUAAGAACACCAAUUUUUUUGGAAGAAAUUUUUAUUUAACAUUAUAAAGAAGAGAGAAGAAACCAGCAAAGAUAGGUAUGCUAAGAAAAGACAGCCAGAGCCAGUGACUGACCUGGCAUGAAAAUGAAGAAAUGGGGAUCCCUGGGUGGAGCAGCAGUUUAGCGCUUGCCUUCGGCCCAGGGCGUGAUCCUGGAGACCCAGGAUCGAGUCCCACAUCGGGCUCCCUGCAUGGAGCCUGCUUCUCCCCCUCUGCCUGUGUCUCUGCCUCUCUCUCGCUCUCUGUGUCUCUCACGAAUAAAUAAAAUCUUUAGAAAGAAAGAAAGAAAAUGAAGAAAUGGAGAGACCUUGGCAUUCAAGAGCAUCCUCACAACAUCUGGAUAAAGAGGAAGCUCUGUGUGCCCAGGUGCACCACAGAGCAUAAUCAGCUUCAACCAAGUACUUGUCAGCCUCUUUGGCCAUAUCUCUUUCCUUUUAAAUAAAUGGCCAGGGCGGUAUUUGCAGCCUUUACUUUUCUCCUAAAUUCAUAAAUCCUCUUCUUUCUAUUUGGACAGAUGACCUCUUGUCAUAGUGAAAUGCAGGCAGCAGGGGAACUACAUGAAUAAAGAAGACCACAAUUUAACUGCACCUAAAGGGCAAGCCAUCAAAAGAAACAGACACCUUACCUGUGAUACUUGGCCAGAACCUGCCAAAUGUGGGAGCUAAGGUUUGUGGGAAGAGAGAGAGAAAAGGCUGAAAAAGAUGGGUUAGACCCCUAUUAGUGAUGGCACUGACCCUCAAACUAAGGACUUUUUGGGUUUUCUGCCUUAUGGGGGUAAAAAAAGACUAGGUAUAGACUCAAAAAACAUGGAUUCAGUUCUGUGUCCUUGGACAAAUUAAGUUUUGAGAUGGUGUUUCUGUCUACUUAUCUUUAAAUGGUAUCUUGACUACUCUAUCUUCUGUUUCCCCAGGGUCACUCUAAGGAUCCAAUCUAAGACUCUAGAUUUUAAACCCACAGCCAUUUGAAUUCCGACUCCAAAGUCUCCAAAGCUUUCUCCAUUAAAUUAUGUUCACUUUAAUCUUUCUCUGUUUUAUGUAUCCAACUAAAUUUUAAGCUCAUAUGGGUGGAGAUGUCUUUUGCUUUUUACUAUUCAAAGAAUCUUCUGAAAUUUCUCAACAUUACACAAUCACUGGAAGUCUCACAAAGAAGCCACAUCCUACUAUAGAAAAGGUUUCGUCCAUUGUGCUACACUAAUUAUAGUCCACACAUAAAAAUUUGCAAAAGGAUACAUGAUCACUGUUCAAGCUUAUUAAGACAUUCAAGAGCAUUAGACUAUUAGCUCUGACUUGAACUAAGCAGAAUAAACAAAGCAACAGUUAGUCAGAAGUCCCAUUUCUAAAGAAUUUGUUUUAUGUAUUCUGCUUAUCUCAAGACUUGGUUAAGCAGAAAUGUGAAAUACUUAUAUCCCGGCUUUAAAAAUUAUUGAUACCACUGAUUUCAAAUAAGCCUACAAAUUUCCAUGCAGGUAAGUUUUCUGAACACAUGUCUUAACCUUAACCCAUAUGAGUGAUACACAACUCACGCACGGAAUUUGAACCUCUGUGGCACGGAGUUAUCACAAGGAAUUUGUAUAAGCACUAUUGUUAAUCUAAAUAAAUAUAGCAAUAUUUCUUACAAAUAUUUAUAUGCUAUAUUUCAGCUGGAUGCAGAUUAUGGUGUUCCUGGAUAAAGACAAAUUGAUUUAAAAGCAUUACUGAAGGAUGCCUAGCUGGCUAAUUUGGAAAAGCAUGUGACUCGUGAUCUUGGGAUCAUGAGUUCUUGAGCUCCAGGUGGGGUGUAGAGAUCACUUAAAAAAAAAAUUCCUGAAAUCACAGCAGCUUUCUGUUGUGUAUUUUUUCAUCAAAAGAUACUAAAAAUAUACCUAUCAUCCUAUUGUGAGGAGUCUAGUAAUUUUUGCACCUUGAAAACAGUACACCUUAUUAGAAAAAGUAAAGGACCACACGCCUACAUCCCAUGAGUCACAGAUAUCCAGCUGAAAGAAGAAAGACAACAAACGCAGAUUCUACUUCUGUAGACACCAACUAAGUGCAAUUUGGCAAAACUUCAUAAAGUUUAUAUGCAUAUAAUCUUACAGUUGAAUGCCUAUAAUUCCAUAUAUCUGGCAGGUAUGAGAGAUCAAAACCUCAUGUCCUUUGGUUAAAAAAAGGGAUCUACCUGGAUCCUAGAUAAUAUCUCCAGUUGUACACACUGUAUUCUAUACAUUGUACUUUAAACCCCUGGAGCAGUCCUGUGGUUCCCAGCCUGGGUGCUAAGAUGCUGACAUUACUGUUUCCUACAAUUUCAGCCCACAGGAUGGCCACUUGGGAUAUGUUCUCUUAACUUCCUGCCUCAGAACUUAUGUGAGACUCAUUCUGGAAACUCUCAUUAAGAGUACACUCACCAAACUCUGAUGGUUUGGUUAUUCAUCAGAAUAAACCAAAUCUUUUUUGGAUUAUUCUGAUGAACAGCACUUUUAUCUUCCAAUCUCCCCAUCUCAGAGACUAAAGAGGGCUUUCCCUCUCAUGCUACUAUCUGCUUCUGUGGUAUCAUUAGUUGAACAUAAAUACAAUUAUCUAUUUACAUAUUUUCUAGAUAAGUGGAAUUAUAGGCAUUCCACUUUUAGAUUAUAUACAUAUAAUAUUUGAUUAUACACAUAUAUAUUUAUAUAUAAUUAUUAGACCUCUCACAAGAUGAUAGUUGUAUUUUUGGUACCUUUGGAUAAAAAAAUGCAUAACAAAAAGCUGCUGUGAUUUCAGGAAUGCUUUUUUUUUUUAAAUAAGUUUUUCUUUUUUUAAGUAAUCUCAAACUCAUGACCCUGAGAUCAAGAGUGGUAUCACCCCUGCUCCUCCUUCUCCUAAAAUCUGUCUUCCUUCACAAAUGUCAGUGGCCUGCCUAGAUCAGCUCUAAAAACCAACUCUGAAGAGCUCCUCCCUUCCAAAAGCC
This is a messenger RNA of Nyctereutes procyonoides (raccoon dog), 6402 nucleotides long. RefSeq names its product CD160 molecule (gene CD160). The transcript has 3 exons. NCBI's taxonomy places the organism in Eukaryota, Metazoa, Chordata, Mammalia, Carnivora, Canidae. The record is from RefSeq and is a predicted model, not a curated record. The coding region runs from base 443 to 1243 and encodes 266 amino acids. Gene Ontology annotation, molecular function: transmembrane signaling receptor activity. Gene Ontology annotation, cellular component: plasma membrane. Gene Ontology annotation, biological process: regulation of adaptive immune response.